GAGAGAGAAAAGACACCCUAUUCGAAUGACCAAGCCCCUUCUUCGACGUCACAGUCUGCAUGAGACAAAACAAGAGCAAAGCUUAGACACUGUACAUGAACACACAUGCACAUGCAGACACACACACGCACACACACAUGCACGCACACACACACAAACACACACACACAAUUACAUGCAUACACACAUGCACACACACUUGCACCAUAUUCCUUUCUGCUUGUUUAAUCAGAUUUGAAGCUCUUUGCAAAUGACAGGAAACCGUGAGAAAGCAAAUGGGAUUUAGAGACAGUUCUGUUGUUUGGAAGCAAGCAUAUCAGUGCCUGACUUUAAAAGGAACAUCUAAUACCAGGUAGCAUUAUCAGCUGAAUUAGGUUGUACCUUUGCAAUCGUAUUUUCCGCACAUUUUGAGAGUACCAAGAUUCGAGGCUGCUUAGGAUAUUUCAUCACUAAUGGGACUUGCAGUUUCUGGAAUCAGUGGAUUGAUUUUAUUCAGUAGUUGGACAGCUCCUUCUUCAGUAUGAGCCUGAAAGAAAAGGUUUGCUAGUUACAAAAAGUGGCAGUACAACUACAUCUAAGAGAGGAAAGCAAACAGAAAGCCCACGGACAUGACCAGCAUACAGCAGGGAGAGAAGCAGCUCUUUGAGAAGUUCUGGCAAGGAACCUUCAAAGCAGUGGCCACUCCAAGACCUGAAAGUAUCAUUGUUGCUAGCAUCACUGCACGGAAACCUCUGAGCAGUGCUAUAACCUCUAGUUACUUAACAUACAAAGCUGAAGCAAAGAACUCUGUGGUGCAAAGUGCAGCUGACCCUGUGAAGGAGACCUCCAGUGUCAAUGGAUACAUUAGCACAAAGGAUACCAGACAAGUAAAUCAGCAUCGAUCAUGGAGCCCACCAUGUGACAGGGAUCGUACACCUCUUCGACCUCCUUCAUCCAAAGCUAAGAAGAAGAAAAAGAAGUCCGAACGCAAGAAAAGGAGAAGGAGGUCUCCUUCAUACAGCCCAACCCCCAUCAAGAAGAAGAAGAAGAAACACUCAAAGAGAAGGAAAAGGAACUGGUCAACAUCAAAGAAAAGAAGACGCAGUUCAUCAAGCCCCAAAAAUAAAAGAAAAGUCCAGAGGAAACACAGAAAGAGAAGAUCUUCAAGCAGGUCACACAGAUCCCAUCGGAGGAACCGUCAUCAUUCACACAGUUCUACCUGCAGAUCGUCAAGCUGUAAUAGCAGGCACAGAGAAUGGUCUCAAGAGACCAGAAAGAGGUCUGCAAGCAGUAGCAGUAGUCACUAUAAAGUAAAGAAGAAGUCGAAGACUCCCAGCAGAACUUCUCCCAUCACUGCAUCCAUUAUCACCUUUCCAAAAUGUCCAAGCCCACUCUCCAUUAACUUGGUUGGAAAGAUAUCACAGUCAGGGCCUACUGCUAACAUAAUAACUAAAAAAGAAAAUGAGUUUGACACUCUAACCAGUCAGACUAGGAACCAACAAGAAUAUGAUUCAGGAAAUGACACAUCAUCCCCACCUGCAACGCAAACAAGCUCAUCUGGGUCAAAGGUUAAUGAGGAGAAACAAACUCUACUUCCUGCUGAUUUUGAAAAGAGACUUUUUCCAAAAGAAGAAAAGCAUACAGACACAGACAAUGGAUUUGAUUCUGGGAACUCCGUUAUCAGUUACUCCUCCAGGUACAAAGAAGUAGCUUCUGAAAUUGUAUCACCAGGAUCCCAGCAGCACAAGGACACUGUCAGAAAAUCACCUCCUCUGUGCACCGACUAUUCUGAAGAAAAAAAGAGCCUUUUGCCUUCACCUACCCAAAGAUCAUCGCCCACAAAUCAUUCCAGGACAAGCUCCUGCAGCAGAAGCAGCAGGUUAUCUCGAAGUUCCAGUCGUUCCUCGCGUUCGUCCUCUCUCUCACACCGGUCAUCCUCCAGACGAUCCAGAAGCAGGUCACACUCCUCAGGGAAAAGGUCCUACUCCCGAUCUCCUAGCUACUCAUCCAAAUCCCACAGGAGAAGUCCUGGUAGCAGAAGUUCACAGUCUCGACACAGCAGCAGUUACUCUAGAUACAGCCCAGACAGGGAAAACAGCAGGGAUCAUAAGAAAUAUGGCUCAACUGAAAAGGACUCUCCAAAAGACAGAAAGAGAGACCGAGACAGGAGGCGACGAAGAUCAUAUUCUCCUCUGAAGAAACGGAGAUGGGAUUCCCCAAGUCAUCUGGAAGCAAGAAGGAUAACAAGUGCCAGAAAACGUCCUGUUCCUUACUAUCGACCCAGUCCUUCAACUCCAAGCAGUAACAGCAGCUAUUCUUCACGGUCUAGUAGCAGGAGUCGAAGUAGAAGUCACAGUCGAAGUCGCAGCAGAAGUUACUCCAGUUACUGGAGUCGAAGCAGAAGCAGCCGAAGCCGAAGUCAGAGCUGGUCACGGAGCAGCCGAAGUAGAAGCAAAAGUCACAACUCUGUAGACAGCUAUGACAGUCUACGACAUUGAAAAACUCUUUUCUCAUCCCUGUCAGGUGGUCACAAGACUUUGAUUAAUAAACAUUUGCUUUGGAAUGUAAGUUUGGACUGCAUCACGCAUGCCAUUCUGCACAAAAAAGGAAAACCUUCCUAAGGGGUCCAAGUUUGAUUCCUAACUGGUUCCAAGAAAACUCCACCUGAAUUCUACAUUAAGGACUGCAUUGCUCCUUGUUUUUUGCUAGUCAGUCCCAUGGACUACUUAAGGAUAUACUGUUCUCUUUUCAUAAACAAUUGAACUAGGAGUAUGUUCUGUGCUGUCUUGACUGUGGUAGGAAAUCCCUGUGCAUUUAUAAUAUUGCUUCAAUAGAUUUAAAAUAAUUUUACUUUAUGGGCUGAAGGCAUUUCCUCUAGUCCCAGUUUCCCCAUGCAGUCACCUAGUGUUCUUUUUUUUACCUCAGAGUUCACCACUGCCUGAAAGGAGUAAGCUGUGGGACUCAUAUGAUCUUUGUGAGAUUUUUCGCAGAUGACCUAAUUGCAUUAAUGAAUCACACACUGUGUAAGGCCCAUUUGGUUUUGUUAAUGUAUCUUUUUUUGUGCGAUUAAGGAGUACCACUACAUAAUACUCAUUUCUUUAUAAUACAUUAAGUCUGUUACCUAGGAAACCACCAGCAACAUGAAAGACAGUAAUUUAUGCACUGGACACAACAUCAUUCCUUCUACCAAGUAUUAACUUUUGACUAUCAUUUAUGCACUGGACACAACAUCAUUCCUUCUACCAAGUAUUAACUUUUGACUAUCACUUGCAAUGGAUGAACUUGUAAAACAUCACCUCACACAGAUUCAUGGCAUUUUCACCUUAUAACAUACAGUUUUCUGACAAUGUCGAUCAUUUAAAAAAUAAAUUUUGGAUUAACAUUGCACACCUGAACCACAAUUAACCAUAGUUCUAAAACAUAUUUUGUAAUGCAUAUCAGGACAAGUUCAGUUUAAUUGUGCAUAUCUGGGAACAAGAAGUCGUAGCUGUAAUAAACUGUAUAUGACCAUAAAAAGUU
This is a messenger RNA of Protopterus annectens (West African lungfish), 3498 nucleotides long. It is a transcript of the gene SRRM4, whose product is annotated as serine/arginine repetitive matrix 4. Bases 609 to 2477 code for a protein of 622 amino acids. The record is from RefSeq and is a predicted model, not a curated record. NCBI's taxonomy places the organism in Eukaryota, Metazoa, Chordata, Ceratodontiformes, Protopteridae. Gene Ontology annotation, molecular function: mRNA binding. The transcript has 14 exons. Gene Ontology annotation, biological process: regulation of RNA splicing; neuron maturation; mRNA processing. Gene Ontology annotation, cellular component: nucleus.